Messenger RNA from Mesitornis unicolor (brown roatelo), 1520 nucleotides. Its product is annotated as calcium-independent phospholipase A2-gamma-like. The record is from RefSeq and is a predicted model, not a curated record. Gene Ontology annotation, cellular component: membrane. Gene Ontology annotation, biological process: arachidonate metabolic process. NCBI's taxonomy places the organism in Eukaryota, Metazoa, Chordata, Aves, Mesitornithiformes, Mesitornithidae. The transcript is spliced from 3 exons. The coding region runs from base 90 to 1520 and encodes 476 amino acids.
ACACCGUGUUAUGAGAAUUAUUUAUUGAAAUGUAUUUUCUGGAGUGAAGUAGACAAGCAACAUAGUAAAGGUGUAAUUAUUUAUAAGUUAUGACAGUUCAUUUAUCUUUAGACGCAUAUUUGUUCUUUGUGAUUAACCCAAAAAGUCUUUGGUGGAAGCAAAGAAACAAAUACCUGUGUUUGUAUAGACCUAAAGUCUACUGGAGGAUAAAUCAUGCCAUUCACCCGAGAGUUUUUCAUACAAGCGAGCCUUGGUGUAAAUGGGCCAGAAGCAGAACAUUUUGGUGUAACAAAUACAUUUACAGCCAUGACUUUUUAUAUUAUCGAGUUUCUAAACUUUUAACUUCUUCUUCCAAAGGACUUGCAAAAGUGAACAAUCGCAUGUCACGAAUUAAGAAUACUAUAGAAUCUGUUUCAAAGGCAGUGUCUGGGACUCACAGUGAACUGGUUUCACGGAUAGCUCGAUUAAAGUCACACUCGGGUACUUCGGGAAAAGCAAAUAAAAGUAAUGCAGAUGCAAAUAGCAUCCACGAAGAUCUAGAAAAUGAUAAACAAAUCACAGAUGCCAGAACUCAAGAGGAUUGCAACAGAAGCCCAGCUGCAAAGAUAACCACUUCUGCAAAUGAAAACUGUGAGUCUAUGUUAGUAAGUUCAAGUGGCGCUAAUCAAGAUAUUCCAGAAGAUUCAGCAUCUACUAAAAACCACCUUUUUCAUAUAAGCUACUUUUCUACAAAUUUUGGAGAGACUUACAACUUCGUAGCUGAUCAUAUCAACUGGUACUUUAACAAUAAUUCUGUUAUGAAUCAAGGGAAAAAAGGGAAUGCUUUAUUACAGAACUCUGAAAGUGAAGAGAGGAAUAAGCUUGAUUCAUCAGAAAAUACUGUAAUGAGGGAAGAAAAGACAGAGGCUUCAGCAGCUACUUUAGCUCCUGAAGCAGAGACUCUGAGUCCUGAAAAGAUAAAUACUGCUCUUCCAGUCUCCACUAAAAAAAGCAUUGCAAACUUUCUUUCAUAUCCCAGUAACAGUGUACAAGCUUUUGUAGACAGUUACAUUGGUGGGUUGGUGCCCAAGCUAAGAUCUGAUACAAAAGUUGUUUCACAAGAGAAGAGUAAACAGCCAGAGCACGAAAUGUCUGAGAAAGAUGAGGAUGACAGUGCAAAAGAGGCAAAGACUGCAGAAGAGAAGGAAAAGCGCCUGUCUCUUCAGAGAGAAAAGAUUAUCGCAAGAGUGAGUAUUGAUAACAGGACUCGAGCUUUAGUUCAAGCCCUAAGAAGAUCCUCUAAUCGAAGAGUCUGUAUCAGCAGGGUUGAAGAACUGACCUAUCAUCUUCUAGAAUUUCCAGAGAGCAGAGGAGUUGCAAUUAAGGAAAAAAUAAUCCCAUGCCUGCUGCGACUGAGACAGGCAAAUGAUGAAAGUCUUCAGGCUGCUGUUAGAGAGACUUUAGCUAUAAUUGGAUAUACAGACCCUGUGAAGGGAUGGGGAAUUCGAGUCCUCGCUAUUGAUGGAGGAGGAACAAGGUAA